Amphimedon queenslandica is the source of this 1116-nucleotide messenger RNA. RefSeq lists its product as uncharacterized. Gene Ontology annotation, molecular function: protein binding. NCBI's taxonomy places the organism in Eukaryota, Metazoa, Porifera, Demospongiae, Haplosclerida, Niphatidae. The transcript is spliced from 9 exons. The coding region runs from base 1 to 1116 and encodes 371 amino acids. The record is from RefSeq and is a predicted model, not a curated record.
AUGGAUGGUGAUUGGCUUACGUUUCUCAAAAACAGACCAAAAGGGCAAGGGUACGAAGAUUCACAUCGGUGCUACUUCAACCGAUAUUUGUCCAGUAGUGGCCCUCCAGAACUACAUGGUGGUACGCCCAGCUGGGCAGGGGCCUGUUUUUGUCUAUUGGAUAGUGUCAGUAAUCUUAAUUAUACCUUUAUUAAUGAAUCCAGUACUUUAUUGACAUGGAUAGCUCCUUAUUCACUGGAUAAUGUACCUAUCACUGGAUACUAUAUAGUCAAUGGAUUAGUGGACAUUACUACUAUUAAUAAUAAUACUAAUAUAACAUUAUUGGCUACUAAUCCUGAUCCUUGUAUAUUAAAUAAUGUAUCAGUUUCUCCUAUUAAUGAUGUUGGAAUAGGUUCAUCUAAUGAUAUCAGUUUCUAUAAAAAAGGCCCUAAUGUUCAAAUGUUUUUUAGUGGUUACAAUGCAACUAGUGGGAUUGCUAUUUUACACUUGAAUAUAUCAGUCACAUUGCCUUGUACUGAUGAAGUUGUUGAGAAUGUUACAGUUAUUAUACAUUGUAACAAAACUGUUGUUUAUGCUGAUCUGAUACCAGUGGAAAAUUCUCUAGAUGUAAUAGAAUCAGUACCUGUUCCGUUAAAUCAACAAUGUGAUAUUAGUAUUGUGUUUAGUAAUGAGGAUGGUAGUAGUGCAGCAUUUAUGUUACCACUCGAUCAUCCUGUAGCAACCAGCUCAUUGCCAUCUACUGCCACUACAACUUCAUCACCUAGUGGCGGCACAUCAACUUCAUCACCUACUGUCACUACAUUUUCAUCAAUGGCUAGUGGCACAUCAACUUCCUCACCUACUGUUACUGCAACUUCACCACCUGUUCUCAUUAUAAUUGCUGCUACUACUAGUUUUUUUGUACUGCUUCUGAUGGCUGUUUUAUUAUCAUUAUGCGCUAUACUACUUUUAAUUAGAAAGCACAAAAAAAAAGAAUUUCCUGUUGUGACCCUGGUUAACAAUCAUGACGAAGAACCUGAAAUCAUUACUGCUGCUGCUAUUGCUGCUGCUACUACUACUACUACUGACCUGGGGGCUUUGUUCCCAGGUCAUUCCUAUAAUCUAUGCUAUAAUUGA